Molecule: messenger RNA, 1732 nt
Organism: Zea mays
Lineage: Eukaryota; Viridiplantae; Streptophyta; Magnoliopsida; Poales; Poaceae
Product: F-box protein AFR
Exons: 1
Coding region: 104-1288 (394 amino acids)
Molecular function (GO): protein binding
Source: RefSeq, marked provisional
CAAGCCGAACCGAGACCGAGAGAGCUUCCCCACACCCACAGCGGGGUGCAGCGGAUCGCGCCAAAUUCGACCGAACAAUCGCGCGCCACUCGGCCCCGCCACUAUGAGCUUCUCGUCCAUGAGCAAACAGCAGGUGCUGGACGCCGGUGACGGGGAGGGGGAAGAGGUCGUGGAGCUUAUCCCGGGCCUGCCGGAAGAGGUGGCCGAGAAGUGCCUCCUCCACCUGCCCUUCCUCUACCACCGUCUCUUCCGCACCGUCUCCUCCACCUGGAACCGCUUCCUCACCGACUCCCCUGCCAAGCCGCUGCUGUUCACUCCCGCGGAGGGGGCGGGGGCUGGCGCGGGGAGCGCAGCCAUGGGCUCGUUGUCCUUAUCGCUGCCCUUCCUCUUCGCCUUCGCGUUUGACCCUGUGUCGCGACGCCUCCAGUGCCAGGCGCUCGACCCUUUCUCGAGGAGGUGGCUCCUGCUCCCGCCGGUGCCCGGCGGCGCCGCGGCCGGGUCGUUUGCGGUGGUGGGGCUCCCCCGCCGCGGCGAGAUCUACGUGAUUGGGGGCGUCGAGGAGGGCAGCGACAAGGCGGUGACGAGCGUGGCCGUGUACAGCGCCGCGCGGAACGGAUGGGAGGAGGCGGCGGCGAUGCGGACGCCCCGCGGGUACAUGGCGGCUGGGGAGGUGGGAGGGCGGGUGGUGGUGGCCGGGGAGGACGGCGAGGCCGAGGUGUUCGACCCGGAUGCCGGGCGGUGGUCGCCGGCUGCGCCGCGCCGGGGCGCGGCGGUGGCGUGGUACGACGCGGCGGCGGCGGGUGGGAAGCUGUACGUGACGGAGGGGUGGGCGUGGCCGUUCGAGCGCGCGCCGCGCGGCGCCGUGUACGACUCCGCCACGGACUCGUGGUGCGAGAUGGCGCGCGGGAUGCGGGAGGGGUGGACGGGCUCUUGCGCCGUCGCCGGCGGCCGGAUGUACAUCGUGGCGGAGUACGGGGAGUGGCGGCUGAAGCAGUACGACGAGGCCCGGGACGAGUGGCGGAUGGUGGCCGGCAGCGGGGUGCCCCCCGAGGUGCGCCGGCCACACGUCGUCGCCGGGGAGAUCGGGGAGGUCGCCGGUGGGAGGCGAAGGAUAUACGUUGUUGGCGCCGGGCUGGACGUCGCCGUGGGCACUGUUUCGGCCUCAGACACCGCCGCGGCACCCGGCGUCCACGGCGUCGAGGAGGAAGUGGUGGAGUGGGAGGUGGUCAAGGGCCCCACCGAGUUCGUCGGGCUCGCGCCCUGCAACGCACAGGUCCUCUACGCAUGACCCAGCCUUCGGGUAGAACAAACAUCUGCAUCGCCGAACCAAGACGUUUCGGCCCACUCCGCGCACCCACACGGGUCCACAAGCCCCGAGCCACAUCACGUCGCCCCUGGCUGGUCCACAUGUCAGUGAAACUUGACUGCUCCAGCGUCUCGCCGGCAGGAGCGAGUGCCCUGCUGCCAGACUGCCCAGAUGGAUUUUCCGGAUGCGCAAGCACAUGUAUUCACAGUCACAGGCAGCACAGUCUCGCCACGUGGGACCAGUCUGUGAGCGAGCAGUGAUGGGACUUGGAAGAGGCUGAGAAGUCUUUUCCACCUCGGGGAAAGGACAAAGGAGGAAGCGAGCAGGCAGGACGGAUUAUUUUUCUUUCCGUUUUGAUUUGAGGUUUUUCUUGUACCUGUGUAUAUAUUAUAUAUUGGUAUUGUAUUUUGAGAAACAAUGGAGAAG